CAUUCCCCAUCGUGAUCUCAGGGAAAGAAGAACAUGAAUCAACCGCGCAAUCGAUGAACAAGCAUAUAUAGUUUGCAUAAGGUUUCAAAUAAAUGAAAAUUAAUCUAUCGAGAUCUUUCGCGAAGAAAUCGAACCGCAGAUGGAUCAGGAUCCUGGGAUCAACGACGACCUGGCCACGUGCAGCAGCAGCGGCGGCAAGGCGCCGCAGUGCUCCGUGAUCUCGACGUACCGGGCCAAGAUCGGCGGCGCGCUCCGUGCCGUGACGGUGGUGUGGAGCAAGAACCUGAUGCACCACUCGCUCUCGGUGUCGAUCGACGGCAACCACGGCGCGGCGACAUGCAAAGUGGAGAUGAAGCCAUGGCCUUUCUGGAGCAAGAAAGGCUCCAAGUCCUUCGACGUUGACGGAAGCCAUGUCGACGUGUCGUGGAACUUCCGUCUGGCUAAGUUCACCGACGGGCCGGAGCCCUACGAAGGAUAUUUCGUCGCCGUUGUCUCCGGCGACGAGGUGGUGCUGUUGAUCGGCGACAGGAAGAAGAAGGCAUACAAGAAAACCAAGUCGCGGCCGUCGUUGGAGGAGGCGGCGCUGGUGUCGAAGAAGGAGACGGUCUUAGGAAAGCGAAGCUUCGCCGCGCGGGCCAAGUUCGAUAGCCAGCGAAGCAAGGAACACGACAUCGUGGUGGAGCAUUCCAUCUCCGACCAGACCAAGGACCGCGACGGCACCGAGCUGUGGAUCACCGUCGACGGCGCCGUCCUCGUCCACGUCGGCAACCUCCAGUGGAAGUUCCGCGGCAGCCAGAUCGUGUGGAUCGACCAGCUCCCGGUCCAGGUCAUCUGGGACGCCCACGACUGGCUCUUCAAGCCCCACGGCCUCACCCACGCCCUCUUCUUGUUCAAGCCCGGCCUGCCGGAGCCCAUCCCCGCGCCGCCUGAAGCAAACGAGCCCGACAAUGCUGCCGUCAUGGUUAACGACGAUGUUAGCGCUGCAGGUGGACAUUCUUCCGAGUUUUGCUUCUUCCUGCACGCAUGGAAGAUCGAAUGAUUAACAGCGAAGUAGCUCUGUUAUUAUUAUUAUUAUUAUUAUUAUUUUUUAUUCCUUUUCUAGUGUCCACCGAAAA
This is a messenger RNA of Zingiber officinale, 1115 nucleotides long. RefSeq lists its product as uncharacterized. The record is from RefSeq and is a predicted model, not a curated record. Bases 140 to 1039 code for a protein of 299 amino acids. NCBI's taxonomy places the organism in Eukaryota, Viridiplantae, Streptophyta, Magnoliopsida, Zingiberales, Zingiberaceae. The transcript is spliced from 2 exons.